CAAACAAAAUCAUCCGUCAACUAUAUCGCACAUCGCACAGUGUCGUUGAAUAUUCAAAGUUCAACUAACAACCAUUUUCCAACCAAGCAAUGUAACAUCCCACAUUCCCACUCCACACACUCGCUGGCGAACAAAUUUCCCGGCAUGUCUACCCUACUAUUCCUCCACCUCCUCCUCCUCAUCCCCACCAUCCACUCCCUCGACUUCAUCUACAACUCCUUCAACACAACCACCAAAAUCAAACUCAUCAACGACACCCGAAUCGAAUCCUCCGUAAUCCGUAUGACAAACGACUCCAACCAAUUCUCUCUCGGUCGUUUCUUCUAUCCUUCCAAAAUCCCAAUCACUUCCUUUUCCACUUCAUUCAUCUUCUCUAUCUUACCUCAAAACCCUAACAGCCCCGGUUUCGGUCUCGCUUUUUUCCUAUGCAACACAACUUCCCCUCCAGGCGCUAUCGCUAGUCAAUACUUCGGUUUAUUCACUAACGCCGUAACCCCAACCAUUUUCCCUCUCUUCGCUGUCGAAUUCGAUACCGGAAGAAACCCUGAGUUCAACGAUCAAGAUAACAAUCACAUCGGAAUCGAUCUCAAUAAUAUUGAGUCAAAAACACAAACACCUGCUGGGUAUUAUAACUCCACCGGGAAAUUUGUACCGGUGCAGAUGAAUAGCGGCGAAAAUGUUCGAGCUUGGAUUGAAUUUAAUGUUGAUAGUUUGGAGAUUAAUGUUACAGUUGCUCCGGUUGGGGUUUCACGGCCUUUGAAACCGACGCUUACUUAUAGAGAUCCGAAUAUAAGUAAUUAUCUUUCUCCUGAAAUGUUUGUUGGUUUUUCAGCUUCGAAAACGAAUUGGAUUGAAGCUCAAAGAGUUUUAGCAUGGAGUUUUAGUGAUUCAGGAACUGCUAAGGAGUUAAACACGACGAAUUUACCGGUUUUUAAACGAGAAUCGUCGAAUUCGCUUUCGGGUAAAGCUAUUGUUGGGAUUGUAGUUGGUUGUUUUGUUUUAGUGUGUUUUAGUUUGGUUUUAUUAUAUUUUCUAUGGUGGAAAAGAAGAAGAAAUGAUGAAGAGGAUGAUGAUGUGGAAGAAUGGGAAAUGGAGUAUUGGCCUCAUAGAUUUUCUUAUGAGGAACUAUGCAUAGCUACAAAGGAUUUUCAUAAUGAGAAGCUUAUAGGUUCUGGAGGGUUUGGAAGAGUUUACAAAGGAACGUUGGUGAAUAAAACAUUGAUUGCGGUUAAGUGUGUUAAUCAUGAUUCUAAACAAGGGUUAAGAGAGUUUAUGGCAGAGAUUUCAAGUAUGGGAAGGCUUCAGCAUAAGAAUUUAGUGCAGAUGAAGGGGUGGUGUAGAAAGGGUAAUGAACUUAUGUUGGUUUAUGAUUAUAUGCCUAAUGGAAGUUUAAACAAGUGGGUUUUUGAUAAACCUGAGAAAGUUUUGGGAUGGAAUCAGCGCCGUAGGAUUCUUGUUGAUGUAGCAGAAGGGCUUAACUAUCUUCAUCAUGGUUGGGAUCAGGUUGUUAUUCAUAGGGAUAUUAAAUCUAGUAAUAUUUUGUUGGAUGCUGAUAUGAGAGGAAGAUUGGGAGAUUUUGGUUUGGCUAAGCUUUACCAACAUGGGCAAGUUCCUAAUACUACACGUGUGGUGGGGACAAUAGGGUAUUUGGCGCCGGAAAUAGCGAACGUUGCGGCACCGACUUCAGCGAGUGAUGUGUAUAGUUUUGGAGUGGUGUUGUUGGAAGUGGCUUGUGGAAGGAGGCCUUUGGAGGCGAUGGUGGUGGAUGAGGAAGUGGUGCUUAUUGAUUGGGUUAGGGAGUUGUAUGCAAGAGGGUGUGUAGUUGAAGCUGCGGAUAGUAGGAUGAAGGGUGAGUAUGAUGUGGGUGAUAUGGAGAUGGUGUUGAAGCUUGGGUUGGCUUGUUGUCAUCCGGAGCCAAAUAGGAGGCCGACUAUGAAGGAAGUUGUCGCGCUUCUUCUUGGCGAGGAUGUUGCGGAUGCACCGGGGAAAGUUUUGUCCGAUUUGGCUCGCGGUGAUGAUAAUGGUGGUGGUGGCGGGGAAUCGGAUGAGGAGGCGCCUUUGCAAUCCAACUCCCCUAUUUGAUUGACUAGUGACUUCACUGCAUAUAGUUGGAAUAUUUGGUGACUGGAUUUUUCUGGAUUGUGUGUGAUAAUUAUUAGAUUACUUCCACGUUUAAUCAGUUCCUUUGUAAUGUGUAUAGUACCUGAUCAAAACCCGAGCUUUGAAAUUGUUAUUGUGAUUAUGUGGUUGUAGUCAACAAGUAUAUUAGAUUAAACACAAUAACUGUUGUGUUAGGAAAUUUAGCACUUGUUUGUGAAAGUGUGAUUUAGUUGCUUUCCAUUAUUGUUCAUUAUCCUUCCUUUGAUGAAUAAAUAACUAUUUUGCAUA
Trifolium pratense (red clover) is the source of this 2388-nucleotide messenger RNA. RefSeq names its product L-type lectin-domain containing receptor kinase S.1. Bases 145 to 2082 code for a protein of 645 amino acids. Gene Ontology annotation, molecular function: carbohydrate binding; protein kinase activity; ATP binding. The record is from RefSeq and is a predicted model, not a curated record. Lineage: Eukaryota; Viridiplantae; Streptophyta; Magnoliopsida; Fabales; Fabaceae. The transcript has a single exon. Gene Ontology annotation, cellular component: plasma membrane. Gene Ontology annotation, biological process: protein phosphorylation.